ACUUCGCGGAGUGGUGCUUGGCUUCCUUGCGCUCCACCCGGUUCCCGGCGCAGGGAUCCCCUAGACCGACGUUCCGUGGGGCCGCGAGUCUUCCGGGGGUGCGAGCCAGGUGAUGGCCGCUUCCUGGGCGUGAGGCGGGCAGACGGGGAGCCUGCGGUUGUGGUCCCAACCCCGGGAGCUCUGGGAGCCCGGGUGACAGCGUAGGCCGAGCAACUCUCCCAGCAUUGAGCAACUGAUAUGCAAAAUAGGAGUUAACUGCUGAAAGUUGAGUAAAUUUAUCUGGAGCAGUUGUUGUGUAUCAUUGUAGGGUUUUACCAGGGUCUGUUUAUCAGAUGACACUUGCUAAAUAUCUCCUUGUUCGUCAGCAGAAAUUUGGGCGGGGGGGGGGGGGGCCUGGCUAACCCUUGUCUCUGGAGGCUGCUCAGCCUUACAGGUAUUAUUUGCACAGCACUUACACCUGUAAUUCAGAGCAGCUAGAUGUUAUUUCUGUGAAAAUUGCUUUCCCACUCUUCCCCCAAAGCAAAGGGAAAUGAUACUUGUUUAGAACCAGCAACUAGGUAGAAAAAUACAGCCAGUUUCUUUUGUGUGAUAACAUGGUGCAGUGUCUAUUUAACAAAUUUUUCUUCAUGUCGCUUUAUUUUACUUAGACAUAUCUAUCAUUAUAAUACCUCAAACUUGACACUUUGACAGUUUCUUACCUCUUGCUAUUGCUAGGAGCUGAGCUUUUGUACAUUAUGUGUAUUCACUGAGAAAAGUAGUCAACAGAAAGUGGAAAUCAGCCUAACUCAUAACAUAUGGAGGAUAGAGCAAGCACAUGUAAGAAAUUUGAAGUGGUUAAGCCAAGUCUGGUGGUAAUUAGAACUUUAUUGAUUUGUAAAUUCUUUCCAGCUCCUAGGAAGAGGACAGGUGUUAGCAGUAUAGCCACCAGCUGAUACCAAUCUCACCAGGAUUCGUUAAUGACGUGUCAGAAAAGAUUCUUGCAUUCUUUACAGAAUAUAUUGAUGAUCAUAAUGUCAUAUAAGUAUCUUACAGGAUGUUCUUGAUCCCUAGAAAUGUUGGAUUUUUUUCUCCUACCUGACCUCAUCCACUAAUAAGGAAUCUCAAACUCACCACGACCAAAUGGAAUCACAUCUUCAACCAAGAUUGUUUCUGGUGUAACGGUUGUCCAUCAGGGUUGGAAACCUUCUUCAUCCUGCUGGUCUUGGUGACCUCAUUUUUCAAGUCCCUGCUUAAAUUUCACUUUCUCUGUGAUUCCUUCCCAUACUAAUGCAGAAAUGAGCACAGAAGCAGAGCAACAGCUUCUCCAUCAUGCCAGAAACGGCAACGCUGAAGAAGUAAGACAGUUAUUGGAAACCAUGGAAAGGAAUGAAGUAACUGCUGACAUUAACUGCAAAGGAAGAAGUAAGUCUAAUUUGGGCUGGACACCGCUUCAUCUGGCCUGCUAUUUUGGACAUAGACAAGUGGUCCAGGAUCUGUUAAAGGCUGGUGCAGAAGUAAAUGUAUUAAAUGACAUGGGAGACACGCCACUUCACCGGGCUGCCUUUACAGGACGAAAGGAGUUGGUAAUGCUUCUUUUAGAAUAUAAUGCUCAUACUACUGUUGUUAAUGGGAAUGGACAGACAGCAAAGGAGGUCACUCAUGACAAAGAAAUCAGAAACAUGCUUGAAGCUGUAGAAAGGACUCAACAAAGGAAGCUUGAAGAAUUACUUUUAGCAGCAGCAAGAGAAGGCAGAACAGCGGAACUCACAGCUCUGCUCAACAGGCCGAAUCCUCCUGCUGUUAACUGUUCGGAUCAGUUAGGAAAUACACCCUUGCAUUGUGCCGCCUAUCGGGCUCAUAAACAAUGUGCCUUAAAGCUUCUAAAAAGUGGAGCGGACCCUAAUCUGAAGAACAAAAAUGAUCAGAAACCUCUUGAUCUUGCCCAGGGUGCUGAAAUGAAACACGUUCUUGUUGGUAAUAAGGUCAUCUACAAAGCAUUGAAACGAUACGAAGGCCCUCUCUGGAAGAGUUCAAGAUUUUUUGGCUGGAGAUUAUUCUGGGUAGUGUUAGAACAUGGAGUCCUUUCAUGGUAUAGGAAACAGCCCGAUGCAGUCCAUAAUAUUUAUCGCCAGGGAUGCAAACAUCUAACUCAAGCAGUAUGCACGGUAAAACCCACUGAUAGCUGCCUCUUCUUUAUUAAAUGCUUCGAUGACACUGUUCAUGGCUUCAGGGUUCCUAAGAAUAGCCUUCAGCAGACAAGAGAGGACUGGCUGGAAGCAAUAGAAGAGCAUUCUGCUUACAGCACGCACUACUGUUCCCAGGACCAGUUGACUGAUGAUGAAGAGGAAGACGCAGUUUCUGCUGUAGACUUGAAGGAAUCCUUAGAGAAAGCACAGAUAUGCCAGCAGAGACUAGACAGGGAAAUUUCCAACUUUCUCAGACUGAUUAAGGAGUGUGACGUGGCUAAAGAGAUGCUUCCAUCAUUCCUUCAGAAAGUUGAAGUUGUCUCUGAAGCUUCUAGAGAAACUUGUGUAGCUUUGAGUGAUUGCCUUAAUCUCUUCACCAAACAAGAAGGGCCUCCCAGUUUGGAAAUCACUGGAUUACAACGUUCUCUUGUGAAUUGGUUGCACGUGGCUGUGCCCCAGAGUGCAUUCAGAUGUGAUGAUGAUAAUUUGGGGAUUUUUCUGCAAGUAGUGAGGAAUUUUAAAUUGGAACAGGAACAAGAAAAAAACAAAAUUUUGUCAGAAGCGCUGGCGACUCUAGCCACUGAACAUCAUGAAUUAGAGCAGUCUCUGGUUAAAGGCUCCCCACCUCUCAGCAUCCUUAGUGAGGACGAGUUCUAUGAUGCACUGUCAGAUUCCGAGUCCGAACGGUCCCUGAGUAGAUUGGAAGCAGUGACUGCGCACUGCUUUGAAGAGGAAGGAGAGCACCUGAGGAGUAGAAAGUACAGAAUGUCCGAAGGAAAAGACUGUGGUGGUGGAGAUGCUCUCUCCAAUGGCAUCAAAAAACACAGAACAAGCUUGCCCUCCCCUAUGUUUUCCAGAAAUGACUUCAGCAUCUGGAGCAUCCUGAGAAAAUGUAUUGGAAUGGAACUCUCCAAGAUCACAAUGCCAGUUAUAUUUAACGAGCCUUUGAGCUUCCUCCAGCGACUCACUGAAUAUAUGGAGCAUACGUACCUCAUCCACAAGGCCAGUUCAUUUGCUGAUCCUGUGGAAAGGAUGCAGUGUGUAGCUGCAUUUGCUGUAUCUGCUGUUGCUUCUCAGUGGGAACGCACUGGAAAGCCUUUCAACCCACUUCUGGGAGAGACUUAUGAAUUAAUUCGAGAUGACCUUGGUUUCAGACUCAUCUCUGAGCAGGUCAGCCAUCACCCACCCAUUAGUGCAUUUCAUGCUGAAGGAUUAAACAAUGAUUUCAUCUUUCAUGGCUCAAUCUAUCCCAAACUGAAGUUCUGGGGGAAGAGCGUAGAAGCAGAACCCAAAGGAACCAUCACGUUGGAGCUCCUUGAACACAAUGAAGCAUAUACGUGGACAAAUCCUACCUGCUGUGUACAUAACAUCAUUGUGGGGAAACUCUGGAUUGAGCAGUACGGCAACGUGGAGAUCACAAACCACAAGACUGCAGACAAAUGUGUGUUGAAUUUUAAGCCAUGCGGCCUUUUUGGUAAGGAGUUACACAAAGUUGAAGGCUACAUUCAAGAUAAAAGCAAAAAGAAGCUCUGCGCCCUCUAUGGGAAGUGGACAGAAUGUUUAUACAGUGUUGACCCUGCCACAUUUGAUGCUUACAAAAAAAAUGAUAAGAAAAAUACUGAAGAGAAGAAGAACAGCAAACAGAUGAGCGCUUCUGAGGAGUCAGAUGAAAUGCCAAUGCCAGAUUCCGAGAGUGUGUUUGUCAUCCCUGGGAGCGUUCUCCUGUGGCGAAUAGCCCCGCGGCCUCCCAAUUCGACCCAGAUGUAUAAUUUUACUAGCUUUGCAAUGGUUUUGAAUGAAGUAGACAAGGAAAUGGAGAGUGUGAUUCCUAAGACAGACUGCAGGCUACGUCCUGACAUCAGAGCCAUGGAAAAUGGGGAAAUAGAUCAAGCUAGUGAAGAAAAAAAGCGACUUGAGGAGAAACAAAGAGCGGCCCGCAAGAACAGGUCCAAGUUGGAGGAGGACUGGAAGACGAGGUGGUUCCAUCAAGGUCCUAAUCCCUACAGCGGAGCCCAGGACUGGCUUUACUCGGGCAGCUACUGGGACAGAAACUACUUCAAUUUGCCUGACAUUUAUUAAAACAUAGACAAGUUGGGGCAUUUGGCUAAUCUACAGAUAAGACUUAAACCUGUGUUUUAAAAUUUUCUUCUUUGAUUUCUACUCAUCUUUUGAAAAGAGAAAAAGUCCUCUCAUGAUAACUUGCAUUUCACCCAACAAAAGUAGGGCAUAAGGUGGAUACUGGUGAUGAAAGUCUUUGGAAAAAUGGGUAAUUUUGCUACUAUUUUAUCUAGAGAUAUGGGAAACUGUUGGAGAAUAUGCUUUUUGAUGGUUGCCAUAUUCACUGAAGGUUUAUACCUAAAUGUAACUUUAGCUUUAUGGAAUUAUAUAGUAACCCAAAUCAAGUUAUUUUGAAUAUUUUUAGGCUGUCAUGCUUGAAUGUUUUAGAUUUAACUUCGAAAUGUUUAGAAUUCUCCUAUAUGAUGUUUAUAUGCUCAAAUAUAGAGGUUAUGCCAUCUUGUAAAGACUGCAUUGAAAAGAUGGCUUUUCUUCUUACUAAUCCUCUCAAUUUUACCCCUUCCCACCUCUAAAAAGAAAAAUAAUCCUGAAUGUUCAGAAGAGAGAUUCCUGAUUUGAAAAUUCUAAACUGGAAAAGGUAUUUCGUUUGCUUAUUUUAGUGCUCUGAUUUUACUUUUACAAUGUUCUAUAAUUAAUGUCAUCAGAAUUCAAAUGUUUGAGUUGUACAUGUUUGAAUUGAAAAUAUGUAUAAAACCUAGCAAUUCACAAAAAUACCCCAGAAAUAUAGAUUUUAGUCACCAUCAUUACAUAAUGAGAAACCUUUUUAAAUGCUUCAACUCCCAGUGGCAAAUGCCACCAGAGAAAUUCAGUUGUACUCAUGUAUUGUAAGUAUCAGACUAUAUAAAAGGAGGUCUUGUGCAUUUCAAGUUUGCAAGGCACCUGUGUACUUAAGAUACGUAUGGAGACCUACUUGUACAGUAGCUUUGCCCCUUUAAUUGGGGUACAUUAAUCUUACGGUAUUUAUCUACCCAACCCCAGACUGAGAUAUUGCUCCAGGGGGCCUUAGGUAGCUGCCAGUAAGUUAUUUUAAUGGCUGUCGUGAAGUUAACAAGUGUUAUAAUGAAAUAAUCUACCUGAUGCUAAAUAAAGGCUUUAGAAUGUUCAAAA
Delphinapterus leucas (beluga whale) is the source of this 5348-nucleotide messenger RNA. The record is from RefSeq and is a predicted model, not a curated record. NCBI's taxonomy places the organism in Eukaryota, Metazoa, Chordata, Mammalia, Artiodactyla, Monodontidae.